This is a messenger RNA of Astyanax mexicanus (Mexican tetra), 1941 nucleotides long. It is a transcript of the gene slc25a33, whose product is annotated as solute carrier family 25 member 33. NCBI's taxonomy places the organism in Eukaryota, Metazoa, Chordata, Actinopteri, Characiformes, Acestrorhamphidae. Gene Ontology annotation, biological process: pyrimidine nucleotide import into mitochondrion. Gene Ontology annotation, cellular component: mitochondrion. Gene Ontology annotation, molecular function: pyrimidine nucleotide transmembrane transporter activity. The record is from RefSeq and is a predicted model, not a curated record. The transcript has 7 exons. Bases 237 to 1181 code for a protein of 314 amino acids.
CAGCAGCACGUUUCCGCAGUACGUUUCCGCAGUUAUAAAGCAGAAGCCGGCUGAGGCUGAGCUGGCUGAAGAGAGAGGCUGCUGUAUACAGACAGAUAGACAGGCAGAUAGUGGAGCUAGUAAGAAAAAGCCUGUGUGUGUGAGGGAGACUAGCGUGCUAGGUCAACACCUAGCCUUUAAUAUUUAGCUUUAUUAUAUUUAAAAGGCUGCGGUGUUGGAGGAUGACUGCUUGAGAUAUGGCUCAGAAAGACACGCUGUUGCACCUCUUCGCUGGGGGAUGUGGUGGUACAGUGGGUGCCAUCAUGACCUGCCCCCUGGAGGUGUUGAAGACCAGGUUACAGUCAUCAGGCCUCACGCUUAGACCAGUGUUUCAGGUCCAGCUGGGCACAGUCAGUGGAGCUGGUGUUCUUAGGCCAGGUCCAGUAACACCAAGCCUCCUGCAGGUUCUACGGUCCAUUCUGGAAAAAGAAGGACCAAGUUCACUCUUCCGAGGUCUGGGUCCAAAUCUCGUUGGUGUCGCACCGUCAAGGGCGAUUUAUUUUGCAGCCUACUCAAAGUCAAAAGAGACCUUCAAUGGCAUUUUUGUGCCCAACAGUGGAGUGGUGCACAUGUCCUCAGCAGGGUUUGCAGCUUUUGUUACAAAUUCCUUGAUGAAUCCCAUCUGGAUGGUCAAAACCAGAAUGCAGCUCGAAAAGAAGGCUCGAGGAGAGAAGAAGACGAAUGCGUUACAGUGCGCACGCUACGUCUACAGGACGGAAGGGGUACGAGGCUUUUACCGGGGCCUGACGGCGUCAUACGCUGGAAUCUCAGAGACUAUGAUCUGCUUCCUGAUCUACGAGACACUAAAGAAGCAUCUAGCAGAAAAUCGGCUCACGGCAUCAAAUGCUGUCCGGGAAAAAGGAGCAUCCGACUUCCUGAGCCUUAUGGUAGCAGCUGCUUUUGCCAAGGGCUGCGCCUCCUGCAUAGCAUAUCCACACGAGGUCAUUCGGACACGGCUCAGAGAAGAGGGCAGCAAAUACAAGUAUUUCUUCCAGACGGCGCGUCUGGUGGCAGUCGAGGAGGGCUACGCAGCAUUUUAUAGAGGACUCAUUCCACAGCUCAUUAGGCAGAUUCCCAACACUGCCAUAGUGCUCUCCACCUACGAGCUCAUCGUCUACCUGCUGGGACAGCCUUCCAAAUAAGGCCCGCGCACAUGUACACAGAGAAUCUUGGAACUGUAGCUGAAACGGAGAGCGUGAAUCCUGUGAUCAUAGGCUGCUUUUUUUUUCUUGAAGAACAGGAUGCAGUUUUGCAAUAAAAUCCAAAGACUUUUUCCAAAAAAAAAGCCUAUAUUUUUUAUUUGGAUGCGUACACACACACAUACACACACACACACACACAUACCAUCAGCUGUACUGUUUCUGUUUAAGGUCAUCCUGCAUCCUCAAUGACGAAAUAAAAUGAUCUAAUAUGAAACACGUGAAGAUAAAACAGGAAUACAUACAAUGUUUAUGGGUUAACUCGAAGUGUUUGUUAAUAUUGCAUCAUUGUACAGAAAGAGGUCAUCUAAAGACACAGUGCUAUUAAGUUAACUAAAUUAUUUUGUUCUUUCUGUUUUUUUAGUUUUAGUGUUUGUUUGUUUGUUCAGUCAUGGUUCUGUUCCACUGCUGUAUGGUACUCAUCCAAAGAUGCUGCAGCUUAAAUUUCCGGGAGUGAUGCUGAACUGGAAUUGAAGCAUAGGGUAGCUCUUUGGGACCUAACGUGUACCUUACCACUCGCACUGCAUUGUGUUGCAGUAGGUCUGAGUUCUGCAUCAUGUAGUGACCUGGAGUUUGACCAAGUCUGUGUACUGUAGUUUUUAGUUCUAUCUGUUUACUGUAUGUUUGUGAAGUUUCAUCUUUUACAGAAAAGGAAACAGAAAUGCAUAUGCGACCAAUGGUUCAAUAAAAUGCAUAGAAAUAA